This is a messenger RNA of Helianthus annuus (common sunflower), 809 nucleotides long. RefSeq names its product NADH dehydrogenase [ubiquinone] 1 alpha subcomplex assembly factor 3. Gene Ontology annotation, biological process: mitochondrial respiratory chain complex I assembly. The transcript is spliced from 5 exons. The coding region runs from base 55 to 564 and encodes 169 amino acids. Gene Ontology annotation, cellular component: mitochondrial inner membrane. The record is from RefSeq and is a predicted model, not a curated record. NCBI's taxonomy places the organism in Eukaryota, Viridiplantae, Streptophyta, Magnoliopsida, Asterales, Asteraceae.
UGAGCAAAUUGUAAAAACUGGUGGUCGCCGGUGGUCAAAAUCCCCAAAUUCACAAUGGCGGUGCGACAGAGAGCGGUGGCGACGCUGCCGACGCUUAUGAGAGCGUUACGAAAGGAAUCACCAUCGAUUCCACAGCGAUUGCCCUCACUCCGACGAGGUUUCUCGUUAUACGAUCAGGUUAAUCUCAUCGAUAACGUUCCAGAAGAUCAAUUGCGAUUUCAAGGGUAUACCGAUUCUGGAUUCACUGUUAACGGGGUGGAAUAUGAAGGCAGUUUGCUCUGUGUAGGUAACUUGCUAUUGUCUUGGACUCCGAAAAAAAUGUCGGAUAUAACUAUAGACAGCCUAUCCAUCUUCCAAGCAGUGCGACCUAUACCAGAAAUUUUGAUACUUGGCACCGGAAGAUAUAUCCAACCUGUUGAUCCUGAAAUACGCAAGUUCAUUCGUUCUACAGGCAUGAAGUUAGAGGCUAUUGACUCGAGAAAUGCGUCAUCUACAUAUAAUAUAUUAAAUGAAGAAGGCAGGAUUGUAGCUGCUGCACUUCUUCCAUAUGGAGUUUCUUCUUAGUAACUUCUAGAAGCUUUCUACUUUACGGUUUCGAUGUUGGACAAACGUUACUAGGUUGUUGGAAUGUUGAAAAGAUCAUCCCUGAUGUCUGAUAAUCAUGCUUUGCUUUGAGGUUAAAGAAGCUAUGGUGACAAAGAUUUGAUAUUUUUUUAAUGAAAUGUGUGUAGAAUAAACUUGAGUUUUAUUUCAUUGCUGGCAUGAUUGGAACUAAAGUGAGAAAAAUGGUUCAUAUUAUAUAGAGUAAA